AUGUCCCACCAGCUCGUUCCUGCUCCUUCCUCGUUUUGUGGUCUCGAUACAGACUUCAGCACUCCUCAGGUGCCGGGAACUCGAACUCGAACCCAAAGACCAUGGUUCCAUCCCGCCAAAUUUCUCGAGUUCAAGCAAAAAAAGCCUAACGCUGGCCACUUGAUAUGCACUCUUAUGUACUCCAAUCCCGUAAUGCUACUCUGUAACGGUGGCCCCGUGUUCUCCAUAAAAUGGAGACUUGAGAUGGAUCCGGGUGUUUUACCAAAGCCGUCCUUAGUGCGAAUCUGCAAGAUUCAUGGCAUAGUUAAUGCUUGA
Microsporum canis CBS 113480 is the source of this 315-nucleotide messenger RNA. RefSeq lists its product as uncharacterized. The record is from RefSeq and is a predicted model, not a curated record. Bases 1 to 315 code for a protein of 104 amino acids. NCBI's taxonomy places the organism in Eukaryota, Fungi, Ascomycota, Eurotiomycetes, Onygenales, Arthrodermataceae. The transcript has 2 exons.